Messenger RNA from Magallana angulata, 5124 nucleotides. Its product is annotated as multiple epidermal growth factor-like domains protein 11. The transcript is spliced from 10 exons. Bases 9 to 1526 code for a protein of 505 amino acids. NCBI's taxonomy places the organism in Eukaryota, Metazoa, Mollusca, Bivalvia, Ostreida, Ostreidae. The record is from RefSeq and is a predicted model, not a curated record. Gene Ontology annotation, molecular function: scavenger receptor activity.
UUUUAGACAUGCAUUUGCUCUGGUUGCAUUUAUUUAUCAAUUUAUUCAUCUUAAUCAGUGCAUACGAAAAUAUUGCUCUGAGGAAACCAGCAUGGCAGCGUUUUCCGUAUAGCGGUCGACCUUGGUGGGGAGCAGAUCGCGCUGUGGACGGACGGUAUUCAGACCUAUCUCAAUAUGACAACCAGUGUACAAUAUCCGGAAAUUAUCAGCAAGUUGCAGAAUGGAGGGUGGAUCUCCAAGAAGUCCUUAGCAUGCAUCAUAUUGUUAUAUACUAUAGGACGGACAAUGAGCCUUGGGGAAAUCCUAGUAAAUACUCGGGGCGAUUUUUGGGGUUCUCUGUCUACAUAUCAAACACAACGAAUAAAGAGGACGGGAUAACGUGCUUCAAAGAUAGAAACUUUACUAGAGCAACAAUAGAGAAUCCUUUAACGAUAAGUUGCCCUAAUCACGGACGUUACGCUAUCUACUACAACAAUCGAACACAGCCCCCGUUUCCUUCUGGCUAUUCUACAGAUGGAGCAUACAACGAAAUCUGCGAAUUUGAGGUUUAUGGUUGCCCAACACCAGGAUAUUACGGAGAGAACUGUUCUUUAUCGUGUCCACAGAACUGUCAGGAAGGUCACUGUCACAUCAAGGAUGGAACCUGUCUGAGGUGUACCGAUGGAUACAAAGGUCCAACUUGUAAUGAACAAUGCAACGGCAAAUCGUACGGUCAAAAGUGUCAGCAAAAUUGUGGAAACUGUAAAAACAAUGAACAGUGUCAUCAUGUGAACGGAAGUUGUAUAAAAGGUUGUGCCAGUGGAUUUUAUGGCACAAAAUGUGACCUAACUUGCCCUGAAGGUCGAUAUGGCUACUAUUGUGAGGAGCACUGUAACAUCAACUGCGGAGUUCCAUACAGAUGUGACAGGGUGACAGGACAGUGUGAGGGAGGAUGCCAAGUGGGAUGGAAAGGGGCCACGUGCGAUACACAAUGUAAUGAAGGAAAGUUUGGUCAGAAUUGCAACCAUACCUGUGGACAUUGCCUUGACAAUGAGCAAUGUAAUUACAUCAAUGGUACAUGUCCCAAUGGAUGUGAUAUUGGUUAUCAAGGAACUCAAUGUACACAGGUUUGCAGUAAUAAUACACAUGGAGAUGGAUGUUUGCUUAAAUGUGGGAACUGUUUAUAUCUGUACGGAGAACAAUGUCAUCACGUGACUGGUCAAUGUCCACGAGGAUGUGACAUUGGCUACCAUGGCGAUCGCUGUGACCAGGGUUUUGAAGGUUUAAUUCAUCCUGUAUCUGAGAGCCAAUUAUCCACUUCACUCUAUGUCUGUACGACAUUUCUUAUCUUAAGUGGAUUACUAAAUGCCAUUUUUGUUGUCAGAUUUCUCAGAGAACGAAGAAAGACAAUGCGCAAACAUCAAAAGAACUUGAAAAGUGAAAGUGAAAGGAACAAAGAGUUGGAGCACUCAAUGCCAAUCCCCGAGUGUUCGCAAUAUCAAUAUGAAAACUUCUCUCUGUAUGAGGAACUUGGGAUAUCUAAAUAGAAUAAUACUUGUUCUUGCCAUUGAAAAAAAACCUUUGCUGCGCAAAAAAGCCCCCCCCCCCCCCCCGAUGCCUACCUGCCUGAAAUAUUAAAGAUUUUUUUAUCUUAUUCGAAUGAAGAACUAUUUUCUCCGAACAAUAAUAUGGUGAUGGUGAUUGUAAAGUUAUUCUAUCAAGCAAAUUUACCUUAAUCCAAAAUAGGGAAAAUAAAAUUGAGAAGUAUUCAAACUGUUAUCAAAUUUGAUCAAUUUUAAGCCAUCAUGUCUUUUGAAAUUAUGCAGCAUUCGUUCAAUAUCAUUUGAUAAAAAGGAUAAAAACAAUCUUUUUCAUAAAAAAAAACAUUAAAAAUUAAGAAAAUACAAUUCCAGUUUGUUUAUAAAAUAUUCGUUGUAAAUUUAUCCAUGGUAAGGAUCCAAAGACUAGUAUUAUUUAACCUGCCCUAAAUUAUAACGUGAAUAUCAUUCUCUUUCUAUAAAUUUUGGAUUGUCGUCCUUAGAGAAGUUUGUGUUAUUUUCUUUUUCUAUGUCCAGAUAUAGUUUUCGUUACUAAUCUUUACACUUGGAUAUAUUGCUUUCAUUAUUACUUUUAGAGGCACUUUUCAAUGCUUACAUGCACUUGUUUGUUUACUGUUAUUCCUUUCCUGUAUAGUUUUUAUUUGUCAAAACAGUUAUUUGACAGUAUGGUUUUUUUUAUCAACCUAGCUGUGUUGCUGCAACAAUCGAUCAAUUUCAAAUCAUUGCCAAUUAUGACCGAAAUGAUUAUGGAUACCUUCUUUGACCAUAGAAACAAAUUUUGACAGUCUUAUGUACUGUAUUCAAUGGUACAUGUAUUUUAUAUUUGUACUGAGUCAACGUUUGGUCAGUCACAUCAAUGUAUCUGACAUUUGUUCAUAUAUUUGGUAACUUUCUUAUUGAUAUUUUGUCUUUUGUGUAUUACUGGGAUUUCAUUAAUAUUCAAUGGUAUCAAUUUUCGUGGAUAAAGUGAAAAUCACAGUUUCAAGGAUAAAUUCGUGGCCAAUGACCCUAUCAAUACAAAUGUUAAUAGAUCUAUGAAUUGCACUUCAAUGAACAUUUAAUUUCGUGGAUCAGCCUAACAACAGAAUCCACGAAAAUUGGUAUUUAACGAUCAUUGAUGAAACCACAGAAUAUUAUUCGUAAUUUCUUUAACAUACAUUUCUAAUAAUGCUUUUAUUCAUGUAAUUUGUAAAGUGAUGGCAAUACACGCCGUUCCCAAUUCUUCCCACAGGGAAAAACUUUGCAUUUUUAUUACAAAAAUCAAUGAUUGGCAAAUCGGAUUCGAAUUUGUCAAACCUAUGUUUCACUAUUCAAAUGUGCUAGCUGUAAUAUAUACUUGCUUUUAUAAAACAAAAUACAAAACAGACAUUUUUUUAUUAUAAUCAUAACUAACAAAAAUAGUUUAAAACCUGGUUCUAUGGUCAUACUAAAUAUUGUUGAAGGGGCAGUUUCAGCAUUAAGAUAAAAAUGAAAUGCAUUUUUGAUUAUUUUUUGUAAACAUUAAAUCGAUAUCAUUUCAUCAAUUAUUGUUGAAAUGUACAUUUGUUCGUUUGCCAGUCAUCCAAAGUCUGUGGCAACAGACUUUAAAAUAUUACGCACUUUAAAAAAAAAAGUUCAAUGUGCGUCUAACUUGUUACAAAAUCAGCUCAUUUUGGCUUUUCUUUUCAAAGUGAGUUAAUUUGGGGACCAAAUCAGAGCACUUUGAUCUUUAUUUCAAAGUGAAUAAAGAGUGUAAACAUUCAUAUCUUUUUCAUUAAGAAAUUAAUAAAACUAUUUACUGAUGUUGCAUUUUUUCAGAAUAAGUGUUCAUUUUUUUUAAAACCUUGUUAAAUCUGCUCUAUAGAUACGACAUCCAAUGAUACAGUCAAAUUACAAAUAUAUUAAUCAAAUAAUCAAAUUGAGUACUCGAAGAAUGCAACCGCAUCUUUUCUUCCCAAACAUCAUAUCACAUUCUUGAACUUUGAUAAAUAAAGUUUAGUCAUAGAAAAAUAUGUUGAUCAAUGCAAUCAAUAUGUUAUUCUAUGUUAUUAUGAGUUUCAAGUCAUAAAACCACUUCUCACAUUUACUCUAAACGAAUCAUUUCGAUGUUAAAAGUAAGGUAGUUACAUGUACAGCUGUUAGAUUAACUACUUUAUAAAAAGGCAUUUCAGAAUGCACUUUUUGCAUUGAUUUUCAAAAAAUAUAUCAGAUUAAAACUGUUAAAUCUAUUGAAUAAAGAAAUUGAUUAUAAAAUAUACAGUCCAAAGAAUUAUAAAAAACAAACAAACAAACAAACAAAAAAGAAAAGACAUAUGAUGGUUACUCUGCGCAACUGAUGUGAUAUUUUGACAACAAAUCUGAAUGAACUCCUGAACUUUGUUGUUCAUUGUGCAAAUGCAAUUUAGAAUAGCUAACAUUUUUUAAAAAUUCUUUUGUUGAUGUCCCAUCGAGCUAAGUAAAAAAAAUCAUCUUAAAAGGUCUCAAGAACUUCGACUGUGCCCUGUACAUUUUUUGUUCAAAGAAUAAAAGUUUGUAAACUUACUCCCAGGUUAAACGUACUUUGAAAAAAAAAAUACAAAUGUGUGACUUUUUAAAGCUGACAUGAAUUUAUAAAUAUGCAUUUUUUUCCUUUUAUCUCCGACUACCGCCAUAUAAGUUGUCGGUUUCUAUUGUUCUGCUCAUCGCUACACACCCCCUAUAUAAGGCCGAGAUCACUAUUCAUGUUUCACCGCAUUCAGGAAUUUCAUACACCCGAACACGUUACCUUGGACGAAAAGACUUGUAAAAACGCGUUUAGAACAAAAAUCAUAUGACAAACACUGCAUUGGUAAGAUAUUUUCAAUAAACGACGAAAGAAGACAGACUGAAAUCCAGGCGCAGAUACUUCAAAAAUUCCUCGAUAACUGUAGACCGUUUUCCUGUGUAUGUUAUAAAUCACACAUGCACAAACCACACACUGCGGCAGAUCGAGCAAUGUCAAUUCUCGCAUGGAUUUUUUAAAAAAAACGGUGCGUUUUUGUAUGAAUGGAUGGAAAAACGCUUACUUUCUUGGAGUUACUAUCAUUUAGCUACUGUGUUGGAUGUAGUGUCGCCGGGGUUUUCAAGAAGAUGCAGACGUUAUGCACUCUAUAUGAACGGCACACGAGUUCAAUGUGCAUGCGAAGUAAGACAGCCCUGUCUGUGCAAAAUAAUACGGAUACCUUGGCCAUCCUUUCAAAGAAUAAAUAUAUUUUGUAUUUCAUUGUUGUAUUCUUUUUUCUUUAUUACUACAUUUUACCACAAUGUGUAGUUCAUGCAUUUAGAAGUCCGUGCAACGUGAAAGCCUCGAUCGGAAAGCAACCGACCGUAACUUUCUCAACCGGUAUAUAUAUAUACCCCAGUGGCAAUAGAGGAGCGAUUGAAACUAAUAUGGCGACCAAAGGCUUUUAUGAAUUCAUGUCAGCUUUAAAGUGUUGUAACAAACGUGAAGAAUUAAGUAACACCGUACUUAUAAAAAAAGACCAAUCACGGUAAACCAGAGGAAUACACCAAAUUGUCUACAGCAUGCUAUGACAUUCUUUCUAUCAUAAGUUGUUAACAAACACUAACUUUUUUGAAAUCUUUUUCU